GGUAUUUCCAACACGCUCUCAACCCCUAUACACCUGUCCAUUUACCUCUUUCUGCUCAACACUUCACAAUGGCUGGUCGCGGCAAGGGCAAGACCUCUGGCAAGAAGGCCGUGAGCCGCAGCGCCAAGGCCGGCCUGCAGUUCCCUGUGGGCCGCAUUGCGCGCUACCUGAAGAAGGGCAAGUACGCCGAGCGCAUCGGUGCCGGCGCGCCCGUGUACCUGGCUGCCGUGCUGGAGUACCUGACCGCUGAGGUGCUGGAGCUGGCGGGCAACGCUGCCCGCGACAACAAGAAGAACCGCAUCGUGCCCCGCCACAUCCAGCUGGCCAUCCGCAACGAUGAGGAGCUGGGCAAGCUGCUGGGCGAGGUGACCAUCGCCUCGGGCGGUGUGCUGCCCAACAUCCACGCUGUGCUGCUGCCCAAGAAGACCAAGGGCGGCAAGGGCAGCGAGGAGGCCGCCUAAAGCACUCCUGCUCUAUUGUAUACCUCAAGACUACCAAAAAAAACUCGGUGUUUCUCAACACCACCUUUCACUGCGGCACCGGGGCUUGGGCUGGCUGCUUGGAGCAUGGGGUCAGGGCCCACAGGGCCUUUGAAGUGGGUUCCAUAUGCCUUCCACGUCGUUUGCCUUUCCCACUUUGGUGCAUCAGCAUGGACUUCCGCCUGUGGGAAGAGACCGUUGCAACCACUCUGUUCCCGGUUCCCCCCCUGCGAUUUCGAUUCAAGUUUCGAUUACGUCCUUCACUCUGCCCCACGGCUUGAAGCUCCCUGCCCAUGUUCCCUUGCUUGCCAGACAGCACCAUAUAACGGAGUGGGGCACAGCAGCACAGGCGGGGGCAUAGCGGCAACGUGGGACCGGUACGUGGAGGUGGCGUGACAGCGGCCGACUAGCGGCCGGUCGGCGUGCUAGAUUGACGGGCGACAGAAUCCCUUAAUUC
This is a messenger RNA of Chlamydomonas reinhardtii, 936 nucleotides long. RefSeq lists its product as uncharacterized. The coding region runs from base 69 to 461 and encodes 130 amino acids. Gene Ontology annotation, molecular function: DNA binding; protein heterodimerization activity; structural constituent of chromatin. Lineage: Eukaryota; Viridiplantae; Chlorophyta; Chlorophyceae; Chlamydomonadales; Chlamydomonadaceae. The record is from RefSeq and is a predicted model, not a curated record. Gene Ontology annotation, cellular component: nucleosome. The transcript has a single exon.